CGCGAUGUCGCGAGUCCACGUCGAUUGGUAACAGCAGAGCCUCGCUUCGAAGGAGCACUUUUCAAGCAAGUACCCUCCAAGGGCCCGGUCUGCUCGACGUCGACAACUGUAUACGAUAUCAAUUCCAUUCAACUGUCAAAUAUUAUUUUCUCAUCCACAUCCUUUCGGUACAGAGCCCCGCCAUCACUAACACACAAUCGCGACACUUCCAAGCCGGAAAGUGAACACUCCCAUGGACAUGAGCUAGCAACCUCCUAACCUCCCAACCUCCAACCAAUUCGCCACAGUCUUUAUAUAUUCCCCCGUGCCGCUGCCUCGUCAUGACGCAGGCCUGGCUGGACUCUUUGUCGGAGGACUGGGUCUCACAACCGCCAUCAGAGGCGUCCCCUCCUAGCCAAGCAGCUUCUCAGAACGCAAAGGAGAAUACCACAGCACCAUCAAACCCGAAGAUCAAUGGCAGCCGAAUCCCGCGUCUUAAUCUUGGUGGCAAGAAAUCCCACACAACGUCGAACGACAACAGUAGCAAUAUCCUCAGCGAGCGGAGUCUGAACGAUAUCAACUUGCUGAGCUCUCGGCGCGCGCCCUCGAAACUCUCGCAAGAGAUCCAGCCACACGACGGAGGCAGAUAUGCCAGUCGGUCAGUAUCAUUGGCGACUUUGAACUCGGUGGUGCGCAACACUGUCAACCACAGGGCUUUAAGCACCUCGCCCAUUCGGACCCAUGGCCAGACUCCAGAAUGGAAGCGUCGAUUGGUUUACGGGGACCUGUCUUUGGGAGAACAGCGUGAUCUGUUCACCUCCGCAGGUGUAGUCUUGGAGAACAUCUUCAAACCCCCGCCGGCGCCAGAGGUGCCCGCCUUGGAGCCGCCUGAUGAGGAAGAUCCAAGCGUGCAAUAUGAAGAUACAAUGUCGUCCAGCCCCCCGAUACGCACGAGAGAUCCUUCGACGGUGGAAAUCCACGUGGACGAGUCGGCUGCUGAGGAUCCUCCCGAUCUGCCUGAGCUACCUGAGACAAGGUCACCUACGGCAAUGAGAUAUAGGAGGACAGAGGAUUCUGUCGAAGCUGACUGGAACGGUGACCAGUCCAUCCCGUCAGAACUCGAGCACAAUGACCAGGAUCCUCGAGAGAUAUCUUCGGCUUUCAUCAGCCAAGGAGAGCAGGGCAGCGGCCAGUUGCGAAAGGUCAGCGGUCAAACCGACAUAAAUGAGGACUUCAGCCCGAUCCUCAUUUCCCGCCACAAUGCCGGCGACGGGAGGACGACCUUCACUCCUAUGGAAGUCCCACCCGGCGAACUACGAAAGCGCUUAGAAAACUUGCGCCGAAACCAAAUGCUCAUGAUCCCAGAGACCAACAGCAGUCCGAGCGGGAAACAACCCCGAAAAGAGAGCAAUGCGUUCUGUGUCGACAAUACCGAGGAUUGUGAGAGGCUUGGAGGCUUCAUCAAUCUUCGUAGAGGAGGUCGAUCUGCCGAUGGAUCUUUUCGCGACCAUCUUCUGAGUUCUGCGCUCAACGAUACGUCAGAACUUCCCGAAGAGUCUCUCCAAGCAAGUACACCAAAGCAAUUCCCAACCCUCAGGAUGGAGAAGUGGGAUAGCUUUGGGGCCGAGCCUAAGAGUCCGCCAUUCCCACUAGCACCACAUCCCAGUCCAGAAAAGAGACGGGACCAGACCCAGAGCAGCUCAGGCAGCCCCCUGAAACUGUUCCAACCAUACGACACAUUCACAAACCAGACGCUUCUCAGGAGACUUAGCCAAUUUGAGGACCCCAUGUCAGACGAGUCCCGGUCGGCGGGCUUGCAAUCGGCUGAGCCGAGCAUGCGAGAGGCACAUGCUUAUCCCGAAUAUGGCACCGAUUCCGUGGCAGCCCCGGCCCAGCGGAAAGAUAAGGCUCCAGCUGAACCUCUUCGACAGUCGUCAGUGUCUGUCAGCCAGUUUGGAGCUGGGGAUCUUGACGGCUACGAGUUUGACGACGAGGUUUCGUAUAAUUCCAACCAAGACUCGGCCGUGGAUGGAAGGACAGGCGACUUUGAGACCGAAGAAGGCUCCAUCCAGGGGCCAAGACAGCGCAUCUUUGAUAUCACUCAUCACUCGUCACCACCGGACGUAGAGACAAUGAUUAACAAUAGACGGCGGCAGAAGUCGAUAACGUCGGUCUCAUCCCAACGGUCAAGCCAGAUGCGGUCGGGCCUUGGUGGCCACAGGAGGCACGGACACGGUGAAUCGCUCUCCAUCCCGGAUAUUGACUAUGUGGUCUCUACUCCGGUGCGAGGAGACGCAGCAUUUGAGGGCAAGCGGCCGAGAACAACGCCAGCCAAAGAUCCGACACCGAAACGCAGGAGGACUCUUCAUAAGUCGGACAUCGCAUAUGCUGCAGAGGGCCUAUCCGCGGCCAUCGAGAGUGCGCAGUUAUCACAUCAACAGAUGCAAUCCAUCAUCGGCAGAAAGCGCAAGGACGCACGUCACGGCGAUAUGCAGCAACUGGCGAACCCCGGCGUGCUCGCAGCCCGGCAACUGCUGCGUCCCCGUACCCCAACCCCUAGUCAGAGGUCUUCGGUUCAACGCGAACACGCCCCGUUUGCCGGGGACGAGAAUCUGCCGCCAGGGCGAUCCUCACAUAAGGCAACAACUCCAGGUCCCCUUGCGGCCGGCGCUUCCUUGGACACCAACCGCAAGCCGUCGAUCAAGACGGAAGAUUUCAUCAACGAGGCAAACAAGAUUAUGGCCAUGAUCCGGAGCAAGGCGGGCUUGGCAAGUGGUCUUGCUAGUGUCGAGGAAUCCGAGUCAGAGAAUAUCCACCAGCAAGACCUCGAGGAAGAGGAUUCGUUCCGGGAGUCGACCAGGGAACCUUUCUCACGACCACCGAGCAGGGAAGGUCGCCCGCCUCCUCCGAGGAUGCCGGCGAGACAGGAGGACCCCGAGAUCGCCCUGCGCCUCAAGAAAUACGAGGAGGCUAGUGACAUGGGUGACAUUAUCAGCUCCUCGAUGCGGUCCCUUGGGCUUGCCCGAGAUGCUCUUCGGGAGGCUCAGGAGGUCAACCUGCAAGUCAAGGAAACUCUGAAUGCCAAUGCAGCCCACCCCUUCAUGGAAGAUGGCGACAUUGUUAGCGAUCCUCCCAAUAUCCGCCUCUCACACAACCCCGACCGCCUUGGCAAACGAUCGACUGAAAGCCUGAGGGAUACUUUCCCUUCAAAUGCUUCGGGCGUUUCAUCGGGCAACUCUACCAAUAGGUCUAUCCCUACCGGAUCGUCACGAGGCUCAGAUUCAAGGAAGGUAAUUGCCCCAGAGAGUGUCGAGCACUUGAUCCCGGAUAAGGUGGGAAACAUGUUCCUCGAUAGGCAGCGCAAUAUCUGGAUCAAACAGAAACAGGCCGGGUCGUCAAGGAGCAGCAAGCAAACGUUUUUGCCUUCUGAAGGUAGUGAAGAUGAUCCAUUCGCGGGGAUUCCGGAUCUGACGGUGGAUAUGACCAUGGAGCUUCAAAACCUGAGGGCUCUAGCUGCGAAGGAAGAGCAAGAAGCCCGAGACGCUCUGGACGCCCAGGGCGAGGCACAAGCCCCACCAAGUCCUUCCAUGACGCAGGAUCCAACGGAUUCCCCAAAGCCCCACGCUCCAGCCAGUCCGUCGAAGAGCCCCUUGAAAGGGACCAUGAAUAAGCCGCCAACUCCCGUCCACCCCACAGUACAUCAAGACCUGGACGAUACAGCUGGAUCUCCUCGCCGUGUCAAUGAGGCGUUGAAAGCGGUGCAAGAGGAAGAGGUCGAACACGAAAUAAGCAUCUUCGAGGAUCGUACCGCCACCCCGAAGCGAAGAAAUCUGACGAUUACUUUCUCGUCGCCCAUUGCCUCCAUCAUUCAGGACCUUGCCGGUGCAGUCGAUACAGCAACCGAGGAAAGCAGCUUCGCGGAUCAGUCUGCCGACAUUUCCCAUGGUUCAAUCAGCCGCGGGCGCCGCAAGGCUUCCGUCAUCCCCAACGGCAAAGGAGCCUCUUCGAGACCCCGCAGCGGUUCGACACCCGCGGCGACACGAACGCGAAAAAUAUCGGUCAGGGGCAAGGCCUUUGUGCCCCGCCCUGUCUCCAGAAUCGACGAACAAGAUGAGGGCACUGACAAUAGCCACGGCACUGUUUGUCGCCAAUCGAACAAGCUCGAGGUCAGCAUCCUUGGAGACCAGAGUGUCGUUGAUCGAACAGACGAUCAGCGCGGAAACAGCCUCAGCUUCGUCGUUACGACUCCAGCACGCAGCAGAGACUGCCCCGCUGUAAAUGCCGAUGCUGCUCCCAUCAUCAGCCAAUAUGUCGGAACAUUCUCACUCAGCCCCCUCUCCGAGUUCACCAUGAACCAUGGCGAACAAUCGUUGCCCUUGGAAGUGAGUUAUGUUGUUGACGACCAUCACCUGGUCACGGGCGAUCACGCCAGGCGGGUGCUGUCCAUGAAUGCACGAGACCUGGUACAGAAGCUUGCAGAGGUAGAACCUUUUGAGCCUUACUGGGAAGAUAUGCGCGAGCUGGAUGUCUGUGAGAAGCGGCUGGAAAGCCUGUACGCCCUGGAUGAGUUCUGCGGGCGCCUUGAGAGCCUCGACGCCUCGAACAACCAGAUCAGAAACCUCGGCGGCAUACCUAGCAGCGUUCGUCAGCUCCGGAUCGCCCAUAACUGCUUGACCAGUUUGACAGCGUGGGAUCACCUGUGGAACCUCCAAUACGUGGAUGUUUCGAACAACGAGCUCACGAGUCUUGCGCCGUUCAGGAGCCUUGUACAUCUUCGCAGUCUACGGGCCGAUAACAACCAACUCACCAGUAUUGAUGACAUCAAAUACCAUGAUGGACUGCAGGUAUUGCGGGCCCGUGGGAAUGCGAUCGAGGAAGUCGACUUUGAGGGGACGAGGUUGCAUCGGCUUACGGAGCUCGACCUGAAGGGCAACAGGAUUAGACGGCUGAACAACAUGGACCAAUUAUCCUCUCUCGGUACUCUGAACCUCGAGGACAACCAGCUGGAGACCCUGGCAAUCGACACCGAGAAGCCAUUCUCGUCACUCAAGUAUCUCGCCCUGAGCAACAAUGGCCUGACAAGCAUUGACCUUAAGUCCAUGCCGAACCUCCGCCUUCUACAUGCCGAUCGGAACUGCCUCAGCCAGUUAUCAGGCUUCUCUCGGGCUCGUCGGCUUGAUAGUCUCUCCUUGCGAGAGCAACGAUGCGAACAUCCCCUCGAUCUGUCAUUUCUGUCCAAGGCAUAUGAGGUUCGCAAGCUCUACCUUUCUGGCAACCUCCUGGCGAACUUCAGCCCCCAGGUUGACUUCCUCAACCUGCAACUCCUCGAGCUAUCCAACUGCGGCCUUCGAUCAUUGCCAGAGGACCUCGGCCAGAUGAUGCCGAACUUGCGGGUCGUGAACCUCAACUUCAACGCAAUCUCGGACCUUGGGCCCCUGCGAUUCAUCCCCCGCCUGAAGAGAGUCCUUGCCGCCGGAAACCGGCUGAACGACUCGGCAUCCGUCAUCGACAUCCUAGCGGAAUUCCCACAGCUCACGACCGUGGAUCUCCGAGACAACCCGAUAACCCAGGGCUUCUACGCGCCCCUGCAAGCCCUCGUGCGACAGGGCGAAGAGGCGGCGGCGGACGCAGUCAACCCGUUCACGCUACCCGGCGGCGACGCGGAGCGGGACGCCACGUACUCGCGCCGGCUCGACCUGGAGACGCGGAUGCGCAGGAGGCUGUACGAGCAGGUGUUUGCCGACUCGUGCGGCAGGCUGAGGACGCUCGACGGCCUCCCCCUUCGGAGGGACGUGGGGGAGCUCAGAGACGCCGUGUGGGCUGCUCUCGCGACCCAGGGGCUCGUGGUCAGCGAGGACGGGUCCCGGGUCGACGUUGCGGAGUGUAACGGCCGGGUUGAAGAGAGCCGUUGGGAGGCGGAGAACAGUUUUGCAUGAAUUGUGUGUGUGUCUUGCUUCUGGUUCCCUGAUUUUUUUUUGUUUGUUUUACGAUCGGAACUCAGGGGAGGGGAAGGCGUCUUUGGCUCGAAUAUCUGUCUUGGGAUAUUCAUUAAGAGGGACUGGGAACCAGGGUAAUGAUGGAUGCAUGACAAAAGUUAUUGUACGAAUAAGCAAAUAAGAGCAUAGAGGGGCGUACCUUCCUUCUUAAUGAGACC
Molecule: messenger RNA, 6133 nt
Organism: Phialemonium atrogriseum
Lineage: Eukaryota; Fungi; Ascomycota; Sordariomycetes; Cephalothecales; Cephalothecaceae
Exons: 1
Coding region: 321-5915 (1864 amino acids)
Molecular function (GO): protein binding
Source: RefSeq, a predicted model, not a curated record